Molecule: messenger RNA, 3225 nt
Organism: Schistosoma spindalis
Lineage: Eukaryota; Metazoa; Platyhelminthes; Trematoda; Strigeidida; Schistosomatidae
Source: the annotation of a GenBank genome assembly
CAACUUUUUCCACUAUUUUUAAAGUUCUGUUUGUGACGCUCACAGCAAAUGGACUUCUUGGUGGAGAUGGAUGAUGAGUUGGACUAUAUCGUAUAUUAGUGUCUAACGUUAAUCAAACAUUAGAAAAAUCACCUCAAGAUAAUCGACAAUACAAAACAACUUUACAAACAGAACACGACGACUAUGUGUUAAAAUAUGGUCAAAAUCAAUCAAAUUGUGUUAAUGUAACUGAUAGAAUGAUUGAAUCGCAAACUAUUUACCCAGAUGAAUUAAAUCCUUCACAAUCCCAGAUAAAUCGUAAAUCAAAAUCUAAAAAAUCUAAACGUGAUCGAAAAGAAAAACAGCAUAAAAUCACAUCAAAAAAUCAUGAAUUCACAACAUUAAAAGUUAAAAAAGAAAAUAAACAACAAAAAAUUCAAUCUUCUAGUAAUAAUACUAGUCAUUUAAACUAUAAUACAUGGGAAUCCAUUCAAAAAUAUACUAAACUUUCAGAUCAUCAUCAUGGACCUCUUCAACAUAGUCGUUCAGGUUCAUUAGAUUCUAUAUCUUCUACUUCAUCACAAUUAAGUAAAAUUUCUGUCUACACUGAUUGUUCAUCACAUUCAUCAUCAUUAAAAUAUCAUAAAUCAUCAAGAUCAUUACCAACUGGUCAACAAUUUCCACAUUGUUCUCAAUCACCUAAUCAUCUUAAUGAAUCUUAUACUUAUUCUAAAAAACGUUAUCAUCGUGAAACUAGAGAAACUGCUCCACCACCUGAAUCCACACGUUAUUAUAUUGGUUCAAAUCAAAUCUCUAUAAAAAUAAAACAUAAAUCUAAAACUGAUAAACAUGAAUUAUCUGAUUCAAUGAAUUCUAUUGUCAAUUUAUCUAAUAAACAAAUAGAUCAUUCACAUAAACAUUCUAUUACUGGACAUACUAAAUAUAAAUUAUCAAAAUCAUUUAAAACUGAUUCUAUUAAACAUAAAAAACAUUCAUCUAAAAAUAUCAAAUUAAAAACCAAUCAUUCAACUACUCUAAGAAAAAGAUCAUCCAAUUUAAAAUUGGAAGAAGAAGAAGAACAACAAGAAGCAGAGGAACAAGAAGUAGUAGAAGAAGAAGAAGAAGAAGAAGAUUAUGGACAAAAUAAUCGUAAUCUUUAUAAGUUAAUAGUAAAUAAAUCUGAAAAUGCAGUACACUAUUCAGAAGAAAGUGAUUCAGAUCUACAUCAUAAUAAUAAUAAUAAUAAUAAUAAUCAACGAAAUAUUCAUGAAAGUAAUUAUAGUAAGAUAACAGAUCUUAAUAUAAAUGAGACAGCUAUUAGAAAAUCUAAACAAAUAAAUGUAUUAUUUCCUAUUGGAAAUGAUAUAAAAGGUGAAUUUAAUAAACUACCACCACCACCACCACUACCACCUUCACAUUAUCCAGGCUAUUCAGAAUCUUCAUCUGAAUGUGAACAAGGUGGAGUACCCGAUAAUGAUUUUUUAGAUGAUGAUGAUGUUGAUGAUGAUAAUGUCAAUAAUCAUAAAGUUGAUGAUGAUGUUAAACUUCGUAAACAUGAUGAUGUUGUUAAGGAUGAUGAGGAUGAAGAUGACGAAAUUAGUUCUUUUAAGAAUAAACCACCUGGAAAGCCAUUCUAUUUCCCAUCUAUACAAGGUUGUAGAUCAGUAGAAGAAUUUGAAUGUCUUAAUCGUAUUGAAGAAGGUACUUAUGGUGUUGUUUAUCGAGCACGUGAUAAAAAAGUUAAUGAAAUUGUUGCAUUGAAACGUUUAAAAAUGGAGAAAGAACGUGAUGGUUUCCCAAUUACAUCAUUACGUGAAAUAAAUAUGUUAAUGAAAGCUCAACAUGAAAAUAUUGUUACUGUACGUGAAGUAGUAGUUGGUAGUAAUAUGGAUAAAAUUUAUUUAGUUAUGGAUUAUGUUGAACAUGAUUUAAAAUCAUUAAUGGAGAUUAUGAAUGGUCCUUUUAGUGUUGGUGAAGUGAAAUGUUUACUUGUACAAUUACUAAGAGCAGUUAAUCAUUUACAUGAUAAUUGGAUAUUACAUCGUGAUUUAAAAACUUCAAAUCUUCUAUUAAGUCAUCAAGGAAUAUUAAAGGUAGGAGAUUUUGGUUUGGCUCGUGAAUAUGGCUCUCCAUUGAAACAUUAUACAGAAGUUGUUGUCACCUUAUGGUAUCGAGCACCGGAGCUGUUACUAGGUACUAAACAAUAUACUUGUCCAAUUGAUUUAUGGUCAGUUGGUUGUAUUUUUGCUGAAUUCUUAUUACAACGACCAUUAUUCCCUGGGAAAGGUGAAGUAGAUGAAUUAAAUAUUAUUUUUCGUGAUUUGGGUACACCAACAGAACGUAUUUGGCCAGGUGUAUCUCAAUUGCCUGGAAUUAAAAAAUGUGUUUUUACUGAAUAUCCAUAUAAUCAAUUAAGACGAAGAUUUACUGAAAAACAAAUAUCUGAUCAAGGUUUUGAUUUAUUAAAUAGCUUCCUUACAUAUUGUCCAGAUAAACGAAUUACCGCAGAAAAAGCACUUGUUCAUCCAUAUUUCAACGAACGUCCUCGUGCUAUCCAUCCAUCAAUGUUUCCAAGUUGGCCAGCAAAAUCUGAAGGUGGUGUUGCAGUGAAAAGAGCAUCACCUAGAGCACCUGCUGGCGGUGGUGCUUUGGCAGCGGCUGCAGCUGCUGUUGCUGCUGCCGCAGCAGCAGCAGCAUCAUCAUUGGCUACAACAAGUGGUAGUCGUGUAAGGUAUCAACCUCCGGCGCCUCCUAUGGGAGGUCAAAGGUUUUAUAGCAAUAUGUCUGAUUCACGUCCAGGUACAGCAAAUCAAGGAUCAGGUGAUGCUUUUACUACUAGUGGUGUAGAUAAAGGAUUCUUAUUGCGUUUUUGAACUGUUUCUGUUGUUAGAAUUUCACAUAUCUUCUCUUUCCAUCCCUCGCUUCAUCUCUCUCUCAUAGAUCCAAUUCCUUGUACAGAAAAGACUUAACUCUCCUGCUUUUGGAUUGUAACUUGUUCUUAAAAACAUGUAUAUGUAUUGUAUUAAAAAAGAAAACUUAUUUUGCCAUUUACUGUUUUCUUUUAUUAACUAACUACUUUUGUUUGAGUGGUAUCAUGUUAUGUUAUGGGUUAUUACGAAUUGUGUUAUAGAACUCCGGAUAAAUUUUGUUGUGUAUUGGUGUUUCUAUCGUAUAUAUUGACGAGUGUAGAUAAUCCAUUUUAUUUAGCCCAAUUUUCUAUACAAUAAUCAUCCCUAUCAUGUGUAG